Messenger RNA from Diachasma alloeum, 1245 nucleotides. RefSeq lists its product as uncharacterized. NCBI's taxonomy places the organism in Eukaryota, Metazoa, Arthropoda, Insecta, Hymenoptera, Braconidae. The coding region runs from base 7 to 1161 and encodes 384 amino acids. The record is from RefSeq and is a predicted model, not a curated record. The transcript is spliced from 7 exons.
GUAAAGAUGUUGGGGUGGAUUUUUAGUUUUGUUGUCAUCGUCACGACGAUUGUUACCGGUGAGACCUCGACCUGGACAACAUCCCUGGGGGAUGAUAACCCGUCAGAAGUUGAAGAACAUAGCGAUCGCCAGGCAAGAUUUUUCCCACUGUUCAGUGUCGUACGUUUUGCAAACUCCGAGUGCAUUGGCUCGAAUUCGUUUAAUGGAACGUGUUUCACGAAGAGAGAGUGCUCAAAGUAUGGCGGGAAUCCUUCGGGAUCAUGUGCGACUAAUUUGGGAGUUUGUUGCACUUUUCGAAAGACAUGUGGAGCCACUACAAAUAUCAAUAACACGUAUUUCGUGAAUGAAGGAUAUUAUUCUGCUCAUACUGGAGCCGAACGGUGUAUGAUUACGGUGUAUCCUUGCACCACAAAUAUAUGUCAGUUAAGGAUUGAUUUCCUGGAUUUCAAUUUGGCUCAACCGAACGCCUCUGGCAUUUGCGACUUGGAUUUCCUAUUAGUGACUGGAUCUGCUAGAAGAGUCCCACGUAUUUGUGGAGAGAAUGUCGGUCAACAUAUGUAUGUGGAUUUCAAUGGUAAUAAUCCUAUCACGAUCUCUGUGAUCACCAAUGCCGCCUAUCGAUUUGCUCGUAAAUGGAAUCUGAGAGUCCAGCAGAUAGCGUGUGACUCCCCUUGGCGAGCUCCAAGUGGCUGCCUGCAGUAUUAUAAAACCAUUUCUGGGACUGUGAUGAGUUUCAAUUAUGGGACUAUACCAAAUCCUCGAGUCCCAACGACUACAUCUAUUGGAACCAGACAAAUGCAGAAUUUAAAUUACAAAAUCUGCGUUCGUCCGGCGUUGGGGGAUUGUACAAUUGAGUGGUCUCAACCAGACCCAACAUCAUUUACAGUUUCCGGAGACUCUGGACUUAUUACUGGAGCCGCUGACGAAGACUUGUCUGAGUCUGGCACCGAGUGUACCCACAAUUACGUGAUAGUUCCAAAUCCCUCGAAUACAACUGGAGGUCGUUACGACGCAGAUCGAUUCUGUGGAAAUGGAUUUCAGAGGAAAACCAGCGCUUGUUUCAUUCUAUACGUCGUAACAAAUCCAGCUCCGGGCGAAGUCGUGGACGUGGAAAAUCGCGGAUUUACUUUGAAUUAUCGACAAUUGGCAUGCGAAGUCUAAGAGGAUUUGAGAGAGACCGCUGGUGCCGGCUCACUAAUAAUAAGUUUUUCAAUUAAAUAAAAAGAUGUUGAAUGACACAAGAUA